Colletotrichum godetiae is the source of this 534-nucleotide messenger RNA. RefSeq names its product cyclin-like protein. The record is from RefSeq and is a predicted model, not a curated record. The annotation marks the transcript as partial. NCBI's taxonomy places the organism in Eukaryota, Fungi, Ascomycota, Sordariomycetes, Glomerellales, Glomerellaceae. Gene Ontology annotation, biological process: regulation of cyclin-dependent protein serine/threonine kinase activity; mitotic cell cycle phase transition. The transcript has a single exon. Gene Ontology annotation, cellular component: cytoplasm; cyclin-dependent protein kinase holoenzyme complex; nucleus. Gene Ontology annotation, molecular function: cyclin-dependent protein serine/threonine kinase regulator activity.
CCCUCGGCACACUACAUGGAACUUCAUCAAAACUUACAAUGGCGGGAUAGAAGAGAGCUCGUCGACCGCUUUCUAUCGUAUUCUAUAAAAUUCCGCAUUCCCAUGGAGACUGUGUUCCUGGCAAUCAACUUUGUAGACCGCUUCCUUUCCAGGAAAUGCGCUGGUAAACAUCUUGAAGUCUUAGGCUCAGUAGCUUUCACACUAGCCGUCAAGUACGAGACACCUGACGUGCAUGAGAAAGAAACGGAGACUUACCUUUCUGUUCUUCAUGAUUUAGGGGGGUUUGGCAAAGGAUAUAGACCGAGCGAUAUUUCAAGCAUAGAGAGGCAAUUGCUGGGAGCGCUAGAUUAUUUACUCGGAACACCUAGCCCCUUUUUCUUCCUGCGUCGCAUGCAGAUUCUCGACAAAAGUAGUCAAGACAUUUUGACAAUAGCACAAUAUCUUGCAGCAAGCAGUAUGUUGUACGAAGAGUUCCUUGGGAUCAGGCCUAGUCAGAUUGCCUCUGCAUCAUACUUCCUCGCCGAGUCACUCCUG